UGGGUGGCUCUGAAAAGAGCCUUUGAAUUCUUUUCUCUGGAAACGUGCAGCACAAAGGAAAGCCUUACAUUUACUUUGCUUUGGCUUUGUGGCUGUCGGUCUUCUUGGGCAGCAGCACGGCCUGGAUGUUGGGCAGCACACCACCCUGCGCGAUCGUCACCUUGCCCAGCAGCUUGUUGAGCUCCUCGUCGUUGCGGAUGGCGAGUUGCAGGUGCCGCGGGAUGAUGCGCGUCUUCUUGUUGUCGCGGGCCGCGUUCCCCGCCAGCUCCAGGAUCUCGGCCGUCAGGUACUCCAGCACGGCUGCCAGGUACACUGGGGCGCCGGCGCCCACCCGCUCCGCGUAGUUGCCCUUGCGCAGCAGGCGAUGGACGCGGCCCACGGGGAACUGCAGUCCGGCCCGCGACGAGCGCGACUUAGCCUUGGCACGCGCCUUCCCGCCCUGCUUCCCUCGCCCGGACAUCUUCAGUCACUAAGCUCGUCAAUCCUAAAAGCCGCCAACACCGAAACAAAGAAAACUGCCGGCGUUCCUCAGCUAUAGCGUCGCUCUCCCACCUCGCCCCUUCACUGAUAGGCUGAGAAGUAGGCCUUCUCUGCCCAGCCAAUCAGGAGCUGAAUCUAAUUCUAACCAAUAAAAGUCUGGCACAGGCGCGUUAUGACGUUUUGCCGAUCUCUGACCAAUGAAAGUAGGCAACGGGAAUGCUGCUCAUUUGCAAGAGAGUGCCAUAAGGAUGUGGCCCCCAAAUCAGUACACUGUGUUUCUUUCUCUGAUCUUUAGUUUCUUGCUCUUGGGAUCUGUGAGACAGGCGCUUGCUACCACACCAGAGCCAGCUAAGUCCGCCGUUGAGCCCAAAAAGGCCUCCAAGAAGGCGGUGACCAAGACCCAGAAGAAGGGUGACAAGAAGCACAAGAAGAGCCGUAAAGAGAGCUACUCUAUCUACGUGUACAAGGUGCUGAAGCAGGUGCACCCCGACAUGGCCAUCUCGUCCAAGGCUAUGGACAUCAUGAACUCAUUUGUCAACGACAUUUUCGAGCGCAUUACUGGCGAGGCAUCGCGCCUGGCGUACUACAACAAGCGCUCCACCAUCACUUCUCGGGAGAUCCAGACGGCUGUGCGCCUCCUGCUGCCCGGUGAGCUGGCCAAACAUGCAGUCUCCCAGGGUACCAAGGCCGUCACCAAGUACACCAGCUCCAAGUAAAAUAUCUCAGACCGACAGUUUUAAUCCAAGGGUUCUUUUUCAGAGCCACCCACAUUUUCAAUAAAAGGGCUGUUCAGUCAAGUUAGCCAUUAAUAGUUUUUCGUGGAACCUUAGUUCGAAGUAAUUUUUCAAGUGCCACUUCAGAUUGUGAGAAAAUAUUUUCCAGUUUUCUGUGUUAGGGAACAGACUGUAUCUGGGAUCAAAUUACUUAUAACUAAAGAUUUGGGUUUUUUUCUUUAAAUUUGAUUUCUAGGCAAUAAUUUCUUUAUGAAGUUAUUACAGUUCACUGUUUUGAGUAUUAUGUUGUGCAAUACAUUGCUAUUGAUUUUAAGUAUGUUCAUGUUUUGUGCAUUGUGAAUUGAAUGUUAAAAGGCAGGAAGUAAAUUACUCAUGGGAACUUAUCCAUGUGCAACGUUUUAACUGCUAUAAUAACAUUUGCCGCUUUAUGGUGCUCGGACAUUUUUUUUAAUUAUUUCUUGUAUCAGAAUGAGGUGUGUCUCCAGUGUACUCUACUAUAAAAUAAUUUAUGUAGUAAUAAGUGACAUUCAUUUUAAUAAGUUGUUACCAGCAUCACAGUGAUCAAUACAUUACAGAAGUCCUUUCUAAAACUUACGUACUUUAAUCAAUUUUCUUAAUAAUUCUACUGUGCAUGUGAUUUUUUUUUUUUAACAUUUUAAAAUCUUUUGCACAGCUUCUCCCUAUGACUGCUUCAGGUAGAUAAUAUUCCCCUUGUAUAAAAAAAAAAAAAGUGAAGAAAACAUUUCAUCUCUGACCCUUCCUGUAUUUUUAGGUCAUUCAUAGCAUUAAAGCUGCUAAAGACUAAGAAACUAACCAAUGAGGGCUAACUUCGUGAGCUAUUGGAGUUUAUCGUAAAGGUACUAAUCAGCCUUAAAAUCUUUCAGGCUCAGACUGAAAGCUUUCUGAAUCACUGACUCCCUGAAAAUCUGCAUCUACAGCAGUGCUGGAUACUGCUCUAGAUGGAGAUUAAAGCCACUAUCACCUUCCCUCAAACUGGGUCGAAUAAUCCUGAAAUUCAAGCAUAUUCUGUGUUCAUACACAGACCACAGAAUCACAAAAGGAGAUCUUUCAAGUACUUGACUGCAUGUUGUUUCUUAGUACAAGUACAUAGACAAACGCUGUAUCUUUCUCUCAAAUCUGUCAUCAAUUUAUCAAAGUUAAUUUCAGUUUGAAGGCUGAUGGGGACCUCUCAGAAUCGAUUUUUAUGUCCAGUGGGAAGAAGUAUCCUCCACAUUCUGUUCUUCAGCAGCUUCAAAUAGAGUUGAGAGAUCUGUUCUCCAAGUAUCUUAAUACAAACUCAGAAUUGGAGCCUGUACGUUCCAAGCCUCUGUAUAUGUGUUCAAUACCUACAGAGAUAAAUAAACCAUGGUAUAUUCCAGCAUCUAGAUUAUUUUAUUAUUAUUAUUUAGGGGAAUACAUUGGUCACUAGAAAGGAGUUCUAGAAAAUAUAUACCAAAAAUGCUCAUCUUCUGAUAGGGAUAAUGAUCAUGAGAAUAAUUUGACAGUGGUUUUUAUUCUCUGUAAUCAUGUAGAAGUCAAAUUCAGUUAUGUUGUCCUAAAAAAAUAAAAUACAUGUAUAAAAUAAUAUUGUAGUUUUAACUACAACUAUCAGAGGGCAUUACUGUUACCUGAAUUAAAGUAGGAUCUCAGUGGUGCCUUUUGGCCUCCCAGCUCAGGAAUCCAUCCACAUUCCUUUUGCCUUUCCUGUUUUUGUAUGCUCUGUUGUGUACAGUUCAUUGCUCUCAAAACGUAGCUUUCACAGUGUCAUGAGUUCAACUGUAACCAUUUUUUUUCUCCUCCUUUGUAGCUGGUGCAGUGCAGUGUUUUCAGCUUUAGUCUGAGAACAAUACUGAUAACACACUGGUGGUUUAGUUGUUGCUAGUAAUGCUUAUUCUGAUCAAGGACUUUUUAGAGUCUCAUGCUCUGCCAAUGAGGAGGGGCACAAGAAGUAGAGAGAGGAUACCUGGCCCACACUAGCCAAAAAGGUAUUCCAUACCACAGUAUAUCAUGCCCAGUAUAUAAACUGGGUGGAGUUACCUGGAAGGCCCAGAUUGCUGCUUGGGUUGGGCUGAGUCUCAGCAGAUGGUGAGCAUCCCUUGUGGGUUUAUUAUUGGUGAUAGUAGUAAUAGUUUUGUGUUAUACUUCAGUUAUUGGACUGCUCUUAUCUCAAGCCAUGAGUUUAUAUUCUUUCAAUUUUCCCCUCCCCUCCAACCCACCAAGAGCAGGGGAGGGAGGAGAGUGAAAGAGCAGCUGUGCAUCUGUGUGGUUCUGAAUUACCAGCUGUGCUUAAGCCAUGACACACAGUAACUUUCAAGUAUCCUUAAUUUUUUUAAAAGGUCUGUUUUGGUAUGUGAGAUUAUUUCUCUGUUUAUGAAACUCUUCACAUAAAAUGUUACUUCUUUCAAUGUCAGUAUAAGAAAAUAUUAGGGGUCUGUAAUGUGGGCAUAGCAUUUCAGCCUGUGCACACACAUCAUCAGAUCUUAUUCUAACACCUCUGUUAUUUUUCUAUCCAUGCUGAGACCAAAGUCUCCCAAUGACCAAAAAAAAAAAAAAAA
Melopsittacus undulatus (budgerigar) is the source of this 3769-nucleotide messenger RNA. RefSeq names its product histone H2B 1/2/3/4/6-like. The transcript has a single exon. The coding region runs from base 678 to 1196 and encodes 172 amino acids. The record is from RefSeq and is a predicted model, not a curated record. Gene Ontology annotation, molecular function: protein heterodimerization activity; DNA binding; structural constituent of chromatin. Lineage: Eukaryota; Metazoa; Chordata; Aves; Psittaciformes; Psittaculidae. Gene Ontology annotation, cellular component: nucleosome.